Messenger RNA from Carassius carassius (crucian carp), 3026 nucleotides. RefSeq names its product carbohydrate (N-acetylgalactosamine 4-sulfate 6-O) sulfotransferase 15 (gene chst15a). The coding region runs from base 779 to 2335 and encodes 518 amino acids. NCBI's taxonomy places the organism in Eukaryota, Metazoa, Chordata, Actinopteri, Cypriniformes, Cyprinidae. Gene Ontology annotation, molecular function: N-acetylgalactosamine 4-sulfate 6-O-sulfotransferase activity. The transcript has 9 exons. The record is from RefSeq and is a predicted model, not a curated record. Gene Ontology annotation, biological process: hexose biosynthetic process.
AAAGGCUUUCAUCAACUCAGUCGCUCAGAAAGUUCUCUGUAUCGCGGUCCGCUUCAUCGUCAUUAAACGCUGGGAUAUUAAAACUGGACAAGUUGUCAAGAUCCUUGGUAUUCCCUUCUAUCCACCCGGAACCAUUCCUGCGUACUCUGAUCCAUUGGUCAUGGCACUGGCUGGCACAAACAGAGCACCCACUGUGCUCGGAGGCAGUGGUCCUGACAGCCCUGCCACCCUCUUUAUAUGACUCUGGAAAUGGAUAAGGAAGGGUGUAAAGAGAGACGUAUGUGAAAGAUGUCCUGCAGCACUCUCAUAUAGGAACAUCACAGCAUCCUGACAUCAAACAGUCCUUCAAGAACAGACCUUUCUGUUAUCUGAGCUGCUGUUGGGGUGCUUGUGACCUUGACAACCAAAUCUGCACUGUUUGUGCUGGUGCGCUGUCAAGCCUGCUGCCGCUGUGUCAUUUGUGGCAGCUAAAUUGAAGGAGUGCUCUAAUCGUCUCCCACACGUCUUACCCCUCGCAACGCGUGCAGAAAGCCCAGGGCGGCCAGCCCGCGCAUUCUGCUGUCUGUCUUCCUGCCCACAAACAUCCCAGCAUCAACAAUGACCUCAAGCCACAUGGCAUCUGCUCCAUGAAAGAUGUUGAUUUUAUUGGCAAAACACGGCUCCUUUGGGUUAUGGUCCACUUCAUGUGAGCAGUAUGAGGAAGACCAUGAACUAUAACUCACAUAGAUGGGAUUCACUUCAUAUGUGAAGAAAAACACAGCUAGCAUAACACAUAAUUAUGGACCACAGGCAUGGGUUUCUCAAUGGCCUGGAUGAAAAAAAGCCUGUGUUUUUGCACCCCAGCAACAGGUGGACGGGUGUAUUGACUAUCAUAGAGAACAACAGAGCACAACAUCAAACAUGGGGCCCAUGGACACUCAGGUCUGUCCGGAAAAUCAAAAUCUUAAGCUUCCUUUUCGGACUUAUGGUCACCGUUGUCAUAAUGGCAUCCUACAUCUUAACGAGGGACCAGAAAGGGCUGUUUUUAACACCAUCACCGUAUCACCUUACUGUGGAGUCUCAUCCGGCUCAGCUGCCCCUUAAUCUGUCCUUCGCCACAGACUACACAGUUGUGAGAGAGGUGGUGAGAAGCAUUGUGGCCAGAGUGGAUUUCAGUCAAAGAAGAGUGCCUGACCUGAGAGAAGUGAGAAAGAAAGAGCCAAACAUAUUCUCUGCAAUUCCCCUCAAAUUUCUUCCUCAUCUCAAGAACCCUUGUUGGUAUGAAGAGUUCAUUGGGAAUGUCACAGCUGAUCCUUAUGGGAAAAACCUGUAUGCUCUUUAUUCAAAGCGCUUCCAAGCAAUAUAUGACCACCUGCGCAGAGCAUUUCCGGCUCACCUGCAUCAUCACACAGGUAGACAGUAUCGCCUUCGCUGCCUGCCUUUCUUUUACAUUAUCGGACAGCCUAAGUGUGGCACCACGGAUCUCUACGACCGGUUACGCCUACAUCCAGAGGUCCAUUUCACCACUAUGAAGGAGCCACACUGGUGGACGCGAAAGAGAUUUGGUAUCAUCAGGUUGAGUAAUGGUUUUCAUAACCCCUAUCCACUGAAUGACUACCUGGACCUUUUUGACCAAGCAGCCAAUCAGAUUCAAGAUCACUUGACAAGCAACUCCUCCAAAACCCACAAAAAAGUGGACUUCAUUAUUGGUGAGGCGAGUGCAUCCACAAUGUGGGACAAUAACGCUUGGGUUUAUUUCUACGACAAUGGGACAGAAGUGGAGCCACCUUUUUUGGUGCAAGACUUCAUUCAUGCUGUUCAACCAGAUGCCAGAUUCAUUGUGAUGCUCAGAGACCCAGUAGAAAGGCUUUACUCAGACUAUCUGUACUUUGGCAUGGCUAAUAAAUCUCUGGAGGAUUUUCAUGAACGAGUAUCAGAGUCGUUGCACCUGUUUGAGGGCUGCUUGGCUGAGAGGUCCAUCCGUUCCUGCAUUUACAAUACCACUCUCAACAACCUGAUGCCUGUGAGGCUUCAGGUUGGACUAUAUGUCAUAUACCUGCUUGACUGGCUGAGUGUUUUCAGUAGAAAGCAGAUACUCAUCUUACGACUUGAGGAUCAUGCUGCCAACCGAAAAAUCACUAUGCGGAGAGUCUUUGAAUUUCUACAUUUGGGGCCUCUUACUCUGCAGAAGGAAGCAGACAUCACAAAGAGCCCCGCCUCAAACACCAGAAGACCAGCCAAUCGAAAUCUUGGCCCAAUGCUGCCCAUAACCAAGGAGAUCCUGCAGAGCUUCUACGAGCCUUUUAACCAGCGCCUGGCCCAAGUGCUAAGGGACCCUGCCUUCUUGUGGAUGUAGCACUGAGAGAGAGGGAAUGAAUAUAAUAGAAAAGAGUGACACUGAUUAAACUCAAAUUUAAAACUAAAUUAGAUUUGUUAGGCCAUUGCUGGGUGGCUGGUAUCACCUUUGGCCAGAAUUGAAAUUUAAGAAAAUAUUUUUAAUUCUAAUCAAUUAUAAAGUGUUACUUUUAUUUUUUAUUAUUUUUUCCUUAGUUAUUUGGUGCUGGACACGUUCAUUAUUGCACUUUGAUACUGUGAGAGUAUUUGGUCAGGAUGACCACUGAGAAAUUAACAGACAAUUUAUUUAAUGUAUUUGUUAUAAGGCCUUGGAAGCCACAGUGCUUCUACAAUAUGAAAGGAUACAGAAACAGAAAAGGCAUUGAUUAAAAAUUGAAUAUACACUCGACAAACGAUAAUUAAUAAAAAAGUGUCAGUGUUUUGGAGUUUAGCUCUGAGGUGAAUGAGAGCGGGCCUAGUGUUGCUGGAAGAUACGGACCUGUAUAAAGGACAAUAUAAGAGUUGUGGAAACUGAGCACAAAAGCCAUCCUGGACAUUGAACUAGGUGAAUGAAACCUGAUGUCACUGAAAUGUAUAAUGUUAAUGUAAAUCUGUUAUUGUGACUGUACAGAGAUAAGGGCAAGAAUAGAUUCAUUCCAACUUAAUUCAACUUUGAUAUUUUCUGACUGAAUUGCAAUAAAUAUUGCUUUUUU